Molecule: messenger RNA, 204 nt
Organism: Ustilaginoidea virens
Lineage: Eukaryota; Fungi; Ascomycota; Sordariomycetes; Hypocreales; Clavicipitaceae
Exons: 3
Coding region: 1-204 (67 amino acids)
Source: RefSeq, a predicted model, not a curated record
AUGGACGUCAAUAAACUCUGGAUUACCUUUGCACCUAGAUCCGCGAAAACAGGGGCUGUGCAGAAGCUGUUCUGUGCCGAGAUUCUGCACUCAGUGAAAGAAGAGAUUUUUGCAGGCCAUGUGCACACAUGCCUCCCGAGCCACCCGAUACUGCCGCAUCGCAGUUAUACCGGCUUUAGCCUGAGAUGGCCUCGGGAAACCUAG